Aedes albopictus (Asian tiger mosquito) is the source of this 1395-nucleotide messenger RNA. Its product is annotated as N-glycosylase/DNA lyase-like. Gene Ontology annotation, molecular function: damaged DNA binding; 8-oxo-7,8-dihydroguanine DNA N-glycosylase activity. The record is from RefSeq and is a predicted model, not a curated record. Bases 210 to 1340 code for a protein of 376 amino acids. Gene Ontology annotation, cellular component: nucleus. The transcript is spliced from 3 exons. NCBI's taxonomy places the organism in Eukaryota, Metazoa, Arthropoda, Insecta, Diptera, Culicidae. Gene Ontology annotation, biological process: base-excision repair, AP site formation; base-excision repair; nucleotide-excision repair.
ACACUUGACGUGUUGGCGCAAAUUUAUAUCAGACGCUAUCAGACGUUUGAUUCUGUGGUUUGACUUCAGACGGAUUUUGUUUUUAUGUUUUAAUCCGAUUAUUUUCGUGGAGAUAGUUUAGUAUUCAUAUAACAAAAAAUAUAUUAAUUUUAUAAAAGUGCGAAAAUUUUGAAUGUAAAAUAACGCUCUGUAAGAUCAACGUAAAAAAGAUGCCCCAUUGGAUUAAAAUUAACUGCCUGCAGAAGCAGCUGCAGCUGAAAACUACGCUCACCGGAGGGCAGAGCUUCCGCUGGCACCAGUUGGAACCCACCAUAGACGAAUUCAUUGGAGUGUUUGCGAACUGCGUUUGGAUCCUGAAGCAAAAUGACACGGAGCUGCUGUACAGAGUCGUCGGCGAGCUUCCGUAUCCCAGUGCAAAUGAUAAGGACCAAGUUUCUUCUGCUGCUGCCAAGAAACCACGACGAGUCACCGCCGCAACCAAAGAAGUAAAUCUUGCCGAAAUACGUCUCAAAGUACCGGAACCGGAUCAGUACGCAGGCGGCGGGGCAAGCUUGCUCUAUCCGCAGAGUUAUUACGAAAGGUUGCUUCGGGUGUAUUUCCGGUUGGACGAAGAUCUAGAGCGGUGCUAUCAACAGUGGAACAAGUGCCACGUCCACUUCGAAAACAGCGCCGAUCAGUUCUAUGCCGUCCGGCAGCUCGAUCAGGAUCCGGUCGAGAAUCUGUUUUCCUUCAUUUGCAGCCAGAACAAUAACAUCUCCAGAAUUUCCGGUCUGGUAGAGAAAAUAUGCACUCACUACGGAGAGAGAAUCUGCGAAUACAAUGGAACCACUUUCUACAACUUCCCUGAUGCAGGCAAACUAGCUUCACCGCAAGUGGAACAACAUUUGCGACAGCUGAGCUUCGGCUAUCGUGCCAAAUACAUCCAAAAAUCAGCCGAAGAAAUACUGGCCAAAGGUGAUCUCGAAUGGUUUCGAAAACUGCAGCAGAUGGACUACAAGGAAGCGCACCGGGAACUGGUCACGUUGACCGGAAUCGGUCCCAAAGUGGCCGACUGUAUCUGUUUGAUGUCGUUGGGCCACCUGCAGGCGAUUCCGGUCGAUACGCACGUGUUUCAGAUUGCACGAAACUAUCUGCCCCAUCUGGCCAAGUGUAAAACCGUUUCCGCAAAGAUGUACGGUGAGAUUGGGGACAAGUUCCGCGAGAUCUACGGAGAGAAGGCGGGAUGGGCACAGACGGUGUUGUUCUGUGCCGAUUUGCGACAGUUCAAGGAGAAGUCAGCAGGUGAGUAUAAUACCGUGGAAUCGAAAAAUGGAAAAUCAAAUGGCAAAGUAAAACGGUAGAUACGUACCUUUGAAGGGGAAUAACAUGUUUACAUUUCUUGUCAUUCACAAUUCA